AUGAAGGUCUUCUCGGCGCUCCUGUGCCUGCUGAUCCUGGUGACCGCCCUCGCCACCCAGGUGCUCUCUCAGCCAGAUGCAAUUAUUUCCCCAGUCACCUGCUGCUAUACAUUCACCAAUAGGAAGAUCCCAAUGGCAAGGCUGGUGAGCUACAGAAGAGUCACCAGCAGCAAGUGUCCCAAAGAAGCUGUGAUCUUCAAGACCAAACUGUCCAAGGAUUUCUGUGCUGACCCCAAGGAGAGCUGGGUUCAGGAAUCCAUGGAGCUCCUAAACAAGAAGACCCAAACUCCAAAGCCUUUGAACACUCUCUCCACAACCCAAGCAUAGGCACCUAAUUUAUUACCUUCCUACCUUCCCUAAAUGCCCUCUGAUAUUAUUUUAUUGUAUUUUGAAAGAACCUGAACUUUGUUUAUUGAUAUGCAACAUGACGUCUUAAGUAAUGUUAAUCUUAUUUAAGUUAUUGAUGUUUUAAGUUUAUCUCUCAUGAAUACUAGUGUUCCAUAGACAUGGAAACUUAAGCAAAUUGCUUUCCUCUGUGAAGUUUGAUUCCACCCUUGAAAUGGCAUGAGGGUCUUUGCAAAAAUCAUUAAUGCAAACACGUGUUGUUUUAGAUUCUAAAGCAUUGCUAAAAAUGUUACUGUGGAGAUGUACAUGAUGUAACUAUUGAGCAAUAUAUAUAUUUUUGUAUAAAACCUGA
This is a messenger RNA of Miniopterus natalensis, 697 nucleotides long. Its product is annotated as monocyte chemotactic protein 1B-like. Gene Ontology annotation, cellular component: extracellular region. Lineage: Eukaryota; Metazoa; Chordata; Mammalia; Chiroptera; Miniopteridae. Gene Ontology annotation, molecular function: chemokine activity; CCR chemokine receptor binding. The record is from RefSeq and is a predicted model, not a curated record. Gene Ontology annotation, biological process: chemokine-mediated signaling pathway; positive regulation of cell migration; positive regulation of GTPase activity.